GCUAGCACCCUUUUGAAGAAGCAACAACAACAAAAGAAAGAAAUGGAGGGCCAAGAAUAUCUCAAAAAGUCUAAGGUUAUCAAAAUAGACUCAAAAAAAUCAUGGGAACAUUACAUCUCUUAUGCUACCAAUCAAAGUUACCCCCUCUGGUCGAUAGGUUUUGUCAAAAUCACGAUACCAGUGGUUGUGGUUCAUUUCUCUGCUUUUUGGUGUGUUCCCUCUAUACAAAUGAAUCCUUUCUUUCAAGAAUUGGCCUCCAACUAUCAAGAUGUUCUCUUUCUCACAUUGGAUGUGGAUGAGGUUAAGGAAAUUGCAUCCAAGAUGGAAAUUAAAGCUAUACCUACCUUUCUAUUUUUGAAUGGUGGAACUCUUGUGGACAAAAUUGUGGGUGCAAAUCCUGAUGAAAUAAGGAAAAGGGUAGAUCAUUUUAUUCAAUCAACUCCUUCCUAAAGAUCUAUUAUGGAAACAAUGAAAUGAACAAGUAGUUUACUAAAGUUGUAACUAUAGUCUAGAACUAUAGUUUUGGACCUACUGGUUGUUGUGUGUGUUUGAGAAUGAUAUUUUAGUGUGUAUUUAUUUUGAUUUCUUUGUCAUCAAGUAUUUCACAUUUAAUACUCCCUAUCUUUUAUAACUUUAUAAAAAAAAAAUAGGGAACUAUAUCAUGUUUUUAUUUGAUGGGUUAUAAUUAUUAUGUAUGAUGUUCCUUAGAGAAAAAACUAUUGUGCACUGUAUCAUGUUAGUGUAUAUAGAUUGAGAGAUGAAUUUAAUUUGUUUGUACUAUUGAUGUAAAUUUGUCUGUAUGUGCAUUUCUUUGUGUAAAUAUUUGUGAAGAUGGUAUAAAAACUAAAUAAUCAAGUGAUAUAUCAUGGUGUCAUUUGAUUAUAUAUGAAGUUUUUUUUGA
This is a messenger RNA of Medicago truncatula (barrel medic), 901 nucleotides long. Its product is annotated as thioredoxin-like protein CXXS1. NCBI's taxonomy places the organism in Eukaryota, Viridiplantae, Streptophyta, Magnoliopsida, Fabales, Fabaceae. Bases 43 to 450 code for a protein of 135 amino acids. The transcript is spliced from 4 exons. The record is from RefSeq and is a predicted model, not a curated record.